AUGCACCGAACGACCGAAGUCCAUGUUUUCAUAGGAUGUCUUCUGGACUUUGAUGGAACCAUCAUCGACUCUACGGAAGCUAUCGUUGAGAAUUGGAAAAGACUCGCCGAUGAAUUAGGAUUGGACCACCAGGAAAUCCUCCGAACAUCUCAUGGGAGACGAAGUAUUGACGUCCUCCGCCUAUUGGAUCCUUCAAAGGCCAAUUGGGAGUAUGUUAGCGCCAUGGAAGCACGAAUACCCUCCCUUGCCUCCUCACCCGCUGUCGAAAUCCCAGGUGCUCGCAGGCUUCUUGAAUCACUGAGUAGCCGCCAAGUACCGUAUGCCAUCGUGACUUCAGGGACAAAGGUACUCUUAGAUGGGUGGCUGGGAGUCCUACAGCUACCACGGCCGCAGUAUGUUAUCGUUGCAGAAGACGUCAGGAUCGGAAAACCGAACCCAGAGGGUUACAGGAAGGCGCGGGAGCAGCUUUCUCUAUCCCGCGGCGUACCUGACCAGUUUCUCGUGAUGGAGGAUGCCCCUGCGGGAAUCGAAGCUGGGAAAACAGCGGGAUGCAAAGUCCUAGCAGUGGCAACAACACAUACCGUGGAGCAGUUGAAGGCUGCCGGCGCAGACUGGGUGAGCCAUAGUCUCAUUAUGAUCAGAACUGUGUCACCAACUUGUCUGAAAUGCCCUACUUUCCGCGCAGGAAACUGCACUGGAACAGUCAAGCGGCUCGUGGCAACUCAAGCGUCGCCAAUCACUCGCAAAGACAAAAAGGAGGGCGAUAUUUCCUCCGUGUUCUCAACUUUCUCUGGAAGAAAGAGUCCUCCGCUGCCCGAGCGUUUCCGGGAUUUAAAGCGUAACCUGACCACGGGGUUCGAGGAGCAGAUUCAAAGGUCGUGGGAUGAGCUUGUUGAGGUUCUGAAAGUACGGACUGAAGAAGUCGCUACCAAGCGAGAGGCGAUCAUUCCUCAAUUGAAGUUUUCCGACAUUCAAGCUGGAAAUGUCUCACCGGCGGAUGUUGCUGCCAUCCGCCGUACCGGUGUUGCCGUCAUCAGAGGCGUUAUGGACAAAGAUGUUGCUGAAAGGCUUCUCUCUGACGCUCGCCAAUAUUUGACUUCCCGGCCAUUCAAAGGCUUCCCGUCUACUUCGGACAAAAAGGUUGUCUACGAAUCAUAUUGGAGUCCUUCUCAAGUGAAAGCGAGAUCACACCCCAAUAUGCUUGCCACGCAAUCAUGGAUGAAUCAGCUCUAUACUGCCGACCCCGAUCAAAGAAUUGAUCUCUCGCUCCCACUCACUUACUGUGACCGUGUCCAAAUCCGCCCACCUGGCGAUCGGCAUUUUGCGCUUCCGCCUCACGUCGAUGGCGGAGGAGUUGAGAGGUGGGAGGACCGUGCCUAUAACCAUGUCUACCGCAAGAUUUUUCAAGGAAAGUGGCAGGAGUACGAUCCAUGGGAUCUAACCGGCCGCCUCAAUGCCAACAUGAAUAUGUAUGAAGGGCCCGGGGGUUGCUCGAUCUUCCGCACUUUUCAAAGCUGGCUCGGGUUAUCUCGCCAUGGACCCCAGCAAGGUACUCUUGUCGUUCAUCCAAUUUUGCAGCCCGCCACUGCUUAUUGGAUGCUCCGACCCUUUUUCAAGCCCACUCGAAAGGACUCCUUGGACGGAUGGAAGUUUUCCCUUGACGAUGAGGAAGGCAAUGUUUAUCUGCAUGGCGCCAACCCGGGAACUGCUCAAGAGCUUACCCCUGCCCACCAUCCGCAUCUGAGACUGGCCGAAACCAUGAUUCCUUAUCCCACUGUAGAUCCAGGUGACACUGUGUUCUGGAGUGCCGAUACUAUCCACGGCACGGAGAUGGACAACUCAGGAGACAUUGAUGCUUGUGUGUUUUACAUACCAUCGGUUCCACUGACCCCCAAUAAUGCGCGAUACGUCGCGCAGCAACGCGAGGCUUUCUUGAAGGGCAUUCCUCCUCCAGACUUCCCCGGUGGGCUUGGAGAGUCUGAGUUCUCUGAUAGGGCAACGGUUGGAGAUAUCCAAUCUGAAGCUGGCAAUGUGGCUAUGGGCCUAAGCCCUGUGAAGCUCGAUGGUAUGAAUGAGAAGUCGAAGAAGCUCGAGAAAGAAAUCAACGAAAUUAUGGGCUUCUAA
This is a messenger RNA of Aspergillus udagawae, 2124 nucleotides long. RefSeq lists its product as uncharacterized. NCBI's taxonomy places the organism in Eukaryota, Fungi, Ascomycota, Eurotiomycetes, Eurotiales, Aspergillaceae. The transcript has 12 exons. Bases 1 to 2124 code for a protein of 707 amino acids. The record is from RefSeq and is a predicted model, not a curated record.